AUCUCCGUCUCUGUUGCUUUUGCUUCUAUAUUCUUCUUACUCUACACUACAGUGUACUCAUCCUAGGUUGUUUUUUUCUCAUCCUUCUCUUUCUAAAACUUAGUGACAGACAUGGCAGAGGCAGAGGAACCCAAGAAGCAGGUACUAGAAUCCGAAAAACCCUCCGAUCUUCCUCCAGCUCCGGCCACGGCUACAACAUCAUCAGAAGAGAAGCCGGCGGUUGUGGAAGCUCCGAAAGAGGAGUACAAAGAGAAAUCAGAAGAGAAGGCGCCAAAGCCUGAAGAUGAGUCGAAAGCUCUUGCUAUUGCUGAGAAGCCUAGUGAACCAGCAGAAGAGAAAAGUAAGGAGGGUUCAGUGGAUCGAGAUACUGUGCUUGCAAAAGUUGCAACUGAGAAAAGAAUAUCACUUAUCAAUGCAUGGGAAGAAAGUGAAAAAUCAAAAGUAGAGAACAAAGCUCAUAAAAAGUUAUCUGUUGUUGGGUCAUGGGAGAACACCAAGAAGGCAGAUGUGGAGGCUGAGCUAAAAAAGAUUGAGGAAAAAUUGGAGAAGAAGAAGGCAGAGUAUGUGGAGCAGAUGAAAAACAAGAUAGCUUUGAUCCACAAGGCUGCAGAGGAAAAGAGGGCACUGAUUGAAGCUAAGCGUGCUGAAGAUCUUCUCAAGGCAGAGGAAACUGCCGCUAAAUACCGAGCCACCGGAAAAGCUCCUAAGAAGCUCCUUGGUUUUCUUUCAUGCUAAAGUGAACUAAAUUCAGGUCCACAAAUUGAUUGACAACAAGAACAAGAACAAAAUUUGAAUUAGUUGUUUGUAUAUUCUGUUCGAUUGGGGUACAUUUGUUUGUUAACUUAUAGAUGUGUUCAUUUCUUAUGUAAAAUGGGGAAUUUGUCAAUGUCACAUUUUAUUGUGUGAAUAGUGUGAUAAAUACUUGUGUCUGUAUAAUCUCAAGUUCUUAACUCUGCAGAAGUGAAUACAUAAAUUUUUAGCCAUUGAUGAGGCAUUUUAAGUGAA
Messenger RNA from Rosa rugosa (rugosa rose), 1005 nucleotides. Its product is annotated as remorin-like. The transcript has 5 exons. The record is from RefSeq and is a predicted model, not a curated record. Bases 112 to 735 code for a protein of 207 amino acids. Lineage: Eukaryota; Viridiplantae; Streptophyta; Magnoliopsida; Rosales; Rosaceae.